UAAUUUAUCGCGCGUGCAAUUACUUUUCGUUCGAUACAUAUACAUGUUUAUAUGUCUCUCGCGCGCGCGUCCACACACAAAAAGAAUAACAACCCAAAAGAUUAAAAAGAAUAAACGUAAAAAAACACACAGUCAUCUCAAUUUAUGUGAUUUUACCACCGAAUUCCUAUUGUUGCACUCGAUUUCCACUAUCGUUCAUUUCGGUUUUUCGAUUCAUUUCCCUCGGCGUAAGUGAGCGUGUGUGUUCACAGUUUAUCGUCUUGACGAAUCAGUUCAUUGUGACUAUCGGUUUGGUUCAGUUUUUAUUUGACUCGUAGACGUUAUCGACAUUUUCAGUUUAGUGUGUGCAACAUCACAAAAAAUUUACAAUUCUCAUUUUAGUGCAAGUGCAAACGCCGUUUAAUUGUUUUUUCUAUCAAGUUCAUGGAAAUAUUAUGGAUUUUUUUGGAUUUCAACAAUAAGUUUUGUAACCGAAAUGUUAUUCAAAAAUUUAAAAUCACGUGAUCUGUGCGCUGAGUGAAUGGCGAAACAAUCGUCCUAAAAAAUGGAAAGGAGAUUCAAAUUUUCAAUGGAUUUUCAACUCAUCUCAAUGAAAAGUGUAUCAGUUUCAUUUGAAAAGACCUAAAAGGAUUACGGAAACACCGAUGGUCCGAUUGUUUAUUCGACGAUGCCAAAGUUCCUAAGUAAAACAUAAAAUAAAUGCAAAUAACAAAAAUAUGAUUACAAUCUUGAAAGCUGUUUGUUCAUAAAAGUGACGCAAACAGUUUGUAGCACGCAUGUGAUCCAGCAAGUGUGAUUGCAAUGCGGCUAUAAUGUAACCGAUGUUCCUAUUCAAAUGUGCUUUUGUCAUUUUUUCCAUUUUCAAAAAAAUGAAACUUUCUUCGUGUAAAAAAAGUAUUUAUUACAACAACAAAAUUUAUUAAAGUAGAGUAAUAUUGUAAAUGGUGUGCAACAUGGUACACAAGUAGAAAAAGAUAGAAAAAGAGAGAUAAAAAGAUUCAUAUUUUAUGAUAUAUCCAAAGUUUGUAUUUAAACAACACUGAAAAAUAACACUUAAAAUGGUGCCAAAAAUUAAAAUGAUUACAAAACGAUGCAAUCAUUCGAAUAAAAUGUGAUAUUUAUCGAAAAAAAAGUAUUUUGUUCAUCACCCAUCAAUUGAAAUCUCUCGUGAAUUUCAAAGGGGGAUAGAGAAACAGAGAGGAAGAAUUAAAAAAAAAACCAAACGGAGAUAAAAUCAAGCCGAUAAUAUGUGCCAAUCUGUUUUUCCGAAUUCGAUUUUAUCAUAAAAAAAUAGUAAAUUCGUUGUGAAUUGCGUGCAGAGGGAAAUUUUUUUUAACGAUUUUACGAUACAUAUAUGUCGACGUUACUGGGCAAAGAGAAUCCCAAUCAUUCGUCGAGUGCAUUUAUCGAUAACGUCGUCAGUGGCAAUAGCAAUGCUAGCUCGGCAGCUUCAUCGCCCGACGAUUUUGAUGAUGAUUCAGCGGGAAAUUCAACCACCCCAACAACAGCAACAACACCGGCAUUUAAAGCAAAUUCAAUUGCGGCAGCGGCCACAGCAACGAGCAGCAUUUUAACGAAUUUGUCUCGUUUGAAUGCUCAUCACUUGAGCGCUGCAGCAGCGGCUUCAUCAAAUGGCAACUAUCGCAAAGAUAUGGGCGGUUUUUCAAUACCACAUCAUGGUUUGUCGGCCGCUUUUUACGGUUAUCAUUCGCAUGCAAGUCAAAUGUCCAACGAAUGUUUGCCGACAACAACUGUAACGAGUGGUGGCAUUUCACCAGCGCCACAUCAUGGACACCAUCAUCAUCAUCAUCACCAUCAUCAUCAUCCACACUAUUCGCCAAAUACAACAAGUAGCAAUAGUACCGUUAGCCAACAAGGAAAUACCUCAACGACAGCUAACUCAAGCAACAAUAGUUCAUUUAAUUCAAGCAAAUCGUCACCGUUUCUUUUGCCUGCUCAGUUGUAUAAAAGUUUAUUUGCCAAUGCUGUACUACAUAGUCCGGAUAAAAUGUGUUCACAUCCAUUUCCGCGCAAUUUAUUAUUUUCAUAUUCAGACAAAUCGCCAAAUUCUCCAGACUUUGACCACGAUGAAAAACCCUCGAUUACCACUGAGAAGUCAGCAACCCCGUCAUUCCCUUGGAGUGCAUCGGAGAAUAACUUGAACGGUCUCAAUAAUAAUAACACUGAGACAAACAAUAAUAACAGUUCGGUAAACAGUGGAAAUAACCAUAUAACAAGUCCACAACCGCACAACGGUAAUAAUUCAACGCAAAUCGGAAGCGACGACAAUUCAACGUCAAUAGUGACGACAUCAGUAUCAUCAACAGUGAAUCCAUUAAUCAGCACAAUGCCUGUUGGAGGUGUACAGUCGCAGAAUCCAACGCAAGGUCUUGUCCAUUGGAUGAGCGCAGUUAUGGCAGAGCAUAUGACAUCGAAUUCGCAUCAUGAUCCAACAGUCGGCAUGCAUUACAUGUGGAACGGUGGUGUCGAUCAAUGCGGACAACAUGUAAAAGAGAUUGACUACGGUGGCUGGCCAGCACCCAGAAAUCAUAUGACCAUGAAACAAGGCUAUGAGGCCAAAAUGAAUGAUCAUCAUCCAAACAAUUUGCAAAAAGGACACAUUCUUGACGAUGGACGUCUCGAUCAUCAUCAAGCCGGUCAAAAUCAUAUGGCAAUUUAUGGUGCAGCUGGUGCAUUACGAUCAAAUUCGUCAAAUAGUUCAUCGCCGGGUGGUAUCGGUGUGCACAAUGUGGGUAAUUCUGGUUUAGGCCCACCAGGAAUCGGUGGAUUGUCACAUGGUCAUGCAAAUACGCCGGCUGCAUUGCUUGUCGUUCCACAGCCAAUAAAUGCCACGAAAAUUGGUUCAUCGCUUGCAAAUGGGCCAGGCACAGGACGAAGAUCUUACCAGUGCAAGAUGUGUCCUCAGAUUUUCAGCUCAAAAGCCGAUCUACAGUUGCACACACAGAUUCAUAUGCGUGAGGCUAAGCCGUACAAAUGUACACAGUGCUCGAAGGCAUUUGCCAAUUCCAGCUAUUUAUCGCAACAUACUCGCAUUCAUUUGGGCAUUAAACCGUAUCGCUGUGAAAUUUGCCAACGAAAAUUCACACAAUUGUCACACUUGCAACAGCACAUUCGAACUCACACCGGUGAUAAACCAUACAAGUGUCGUCACACCGGAUGCCAAAAAGCAUUUUCACAAUUGUCAAAUUUGCAAUCGCAUUCGCGAUGCCAUCAAACCGAUAAACCGUUCAAAUGCAAUUCAUGCUACAAGUGUUUCGGCGACGAACCAUCACUUCUCGAACACAUUCCAAAACACAAGGAUUCCAAACAUUUGAAGACGCACAUUUGCCAAUAUUGUGGUAAAUCAUACACACAGGAAACGUAUUUAACGAAACACAUGCAAAAGCAUGCCGAACGCACUGACAAACGGCCGCCAAUAUCGGAAAUACAAACAACAACCACAACAAAUACCACCACCAAUUCAAAUAGUGGUAAUAAUCGCAACAAUAACAAUGCAAACAACAAUUUGAAUUUGAAUAAUAAUCCAUUGCCAAGCGUUGCCGAAGCAAAUUCGUAUUGGCCAAAGGUGAGCCCAGAUUCGGCAGCCAGUUUGACCGAUGUCAUGCAACAGCAACAACAACAGCAGCAACAACAACAGCAACAGCAACAACAACAAACACAGAAUCAACUGCAGGCACAACAACAGGCUCAAGCGCACGAGUAUGGCAUGAGUAGCGGUCAUCAGCCAAACGAUUUACAAUCACAUCAUCGAUUGAUUGAAAGUCAUCGUGACGAUGUUGGCGAAGAUUUGGUGGUGAGUCGUCAUUUGGCACAACAACAACAGCCACCAUCAUCGUCGGCCACUCCAGGUCCAUACGAUACAAAAACCAGCACAAAUUCAGCAUUCACACCGAUCAAUUCGAUGACGCCGCAUCUUAAUUCAAUCGGACAUCAUCCGAUGGCACAGCGACCGUAUUUAUAUGAUGCGAUCAGUUUUCCAAACAAAAACGUUAACCAAAAUACAAACUCGUUUCCGAAUCAAUUGAUCUCAUUGCAUCAAAUUCGAAACUACGCCCAUCAACCGAGCGGUUUGAUGUCCGGCGACCAUUUAUUGGGCGUUAGCGUUGGGUCGGGUAAAGACAAAGGAUAACUGUAUUUCUAAAAAUGGAAUCAUUGCCCAUCAACGAUGAUUCCAUUCUGCAGCCAAGAGCAGGCAAAUCACUUUUCACAGCUAUUAACAACAUAAAACAUUGAUGAUGAUAAUUGUGUGUGUUUUUCUUUAGUUUUUAGUUUUUAUUUUGGUUCGUUUGUUUUUCAACUCUGGCCGCGGCACAAGGCGCAUCAUUUUACACACAUUUUCGAUAUUACUUUAUACAUGCGUAUCUAUAUCUAUAUAUAUGUGUAGUUUUUCAAUCGAACAAUCUGUGUCACACAUAAUCACUUUCUGUUUUAAUUUUCUUUAAGGAAUUUAAUGUCAUUCUUUCGUUUUUUGU
This is a messenger RNA of Contarinia nasturtii (swede midge), 4493 nucleotides long. RefSeq names its product zinc finger protein rotund-like. The transcript is spliced from 8 exons. NCBI's taxonomy places the organism in Eukaryota, Metazoa, Arthropoda, Insecta, Diptera, Cecidomyiidae. The coding region runs from base 1355 to 4150 and encodes 931 amino acids. The record is from RefSeq and is a predicted model, not a curated record.